Anguilla anguilla (European eel) is the source of this 3189-nucleotide messenger RNA. It is a transcript of the gene prkx, whose product is annotated as protein kinase X-linked. Gene Ontology annotation, molecular function: protein serine/threonine kinase activity; ATP binding. The transcript has 9 exons. NCBI's taxonomy places the organism in Eukaryota, Metazoa, Chordata, Actinopteri, Anguilliformes, Anguillidae. Gene Ontology annotation, biological process: protein phosphorylation. The record is from RefSeq and is a predicted model, not a curated record. The coding region runs from base 609 to 1694 and encodes 361 amino acids.
GUCUCCCUUCCUUGUCUGGCGCGUUAGCCCGUCAGCUAGUUACGUGUAAAGCUGUUUGAAACUGCUGCUAACUGAUGGGUAGCACGGGUUUAUGUUACGUUGAGCGGGGCGUUGGAGUGAAGUAAAUAAUUCAAACCUUUAAAAUACCAUAGCGCGACUGUCACCAUUAGCGUAAUGUUGUAGAGACAAUACUACUGCUCCGUGACUGCUGAUUACUCUAGCCACAUCCAGCUCUUGUAGAGUGCACCGUGCGAGGAUCAGCCCGAUUCGGAAGUUCAGCCUGGCUUUAGAUUGUGUUUCAUUUCUUUAGUGAUUGUUUGCAGACAGAAACUAGUGGGCUUAUCGGUGGAUUGGUUCACAUCGACGCUUUCUGGAAUGCAGCUAGCUAGCUAGCUAGUUGCCAGGCGAACGUAAUGCAAUUCAGCAGGGGAAGGAAACGAGAAGAGUCGUUGCUGUUGCGGUCCAGACAAAGAAAGGCGACGAUAGCUGGUCGGAAUCAAUGAGCGUUAAAUCGAUAACGUUUUUCGGAGGGGAAAUACUUGUGUUCAGAUAACAAGCAAGAGAGAUUUUGGCUAAGUAACGUAGAUUGACGUUUGCCCGGGCGGAACAUGGCAUCAUCUAGAGCUAAGAGUGGAGUGAACAAUGAAAGCAGUUCUUUUCGGGAGGGUGCCAACAACACUGCCAGUGACACAGCCAGUCCCACACUCGCUGCGGCGGCAUCGCUGUCACUUGCCAACAGCAGGACCUAUUCGCUGGAUGACUGGGACACGGUCGCUACAGUUGGGACGGGGACCUUCGGCCGGGUCUUCCUGGUGAAGGACAAGCAGGCCCGGGGCUACUUCGCUCUCAAGGCCAUGAAGAUCCCGGACGUGAUCCGGCUGAAGCAGGAGCAGCACGUCCACAACGAGAAGGCGGUGCUGCUGGAGGUCUGCCACCCCUUCAUCAUACGGCUGUUCUGGACGCACCACGACGAGCUCUUCCUGUACAUGCUGAUGGACUACGUGCCGGGCGGCGAGCUCUUCAGCUACCUGCGCAGCCGGGGCCGCUUCAACAACGCCACGGGGCUCUUCUACUCGGCCGAGAUCGUGUGCGCCAUCGAGUACCUGCACUCCAGGGAGAUCGUGUACCGCGACCUGAAGCCCGAGAACAUCCUGCUGGACAGCGAGGGCCACAUCAAGCUCACCGACUUCGGCUUCGCCAAAAAGCUGGCCGACAGGACCUGGACUCUGUGCGGGACCCCGGAGUACCUGGCCCCGGAGGUGAUCCAGAGCAAGGGGCACGGCCGGGCCGUGGACUGGUGGGCCCUGGGGGUGCUGAUCUUCGAGAUGCUGGCUGGGUAUCCUCCGUUUUUUGAUGACAAUCCAUUUGGCAUCUAUCAGAAGAUCCUCGCUGGAAAGCUUGACUUCCCUCGCCAUCUGGAUUUCUAUGUCAAGGACCUCAUCAAGAAGUUCCUGGUCAUUGACAGGGCACGGAGGCUGGGGAACAUGAAGAAUGGAGCGGACGACGUGAAAAAGCACCGGUGGUUCAAGACCGUGGACUGGGACGGCGUACCUCUCAGGAAGCUGAAGCCUCCCAUAGUUCCCAAAGUGUCUCACGAGGGGGACACGUCCAACUUUGACGCUUACCCCGAAGAUGACUGGAAGAAGGAGCCGCCUGUGCCCGCUAAGGACUUGGAGAUCUUCAAGAAUUUCUGAGGAGGCUUGGUUAGCAAAGCCCCUGUCACAGAGCAUCCUACGGAUGAGCGAGUGAGGAGUUCUCUGCCUGUCUUAUACUUCCAAGCCUGUUUUCAUUAUGCAAGCAUCCUCUUCAACGAUCCCUCUGGAAAAACUGAAGACCUUUUUGCUUUCAGUGUGUGUGAAAGCACAAUAAUCAGGUCAUUUCUUUAUUACCUUGUUGAACAAAAAAAAAAGAGCUUAAAUGACUUUUUCUGAUAAUUUCACACACUGUUGGAAAAAAAAAAAAAAAAUUAACAUUACCUCUGAGAUCGCUUUGAACAUUACGACGGUGUGUAUAUACUGGGGGCGGUGGAGUGGUAUGUAGGUACCCAGACGAUGGCUUAUUAACUGUUCGUACUUGAACUUUUGUAGGAGGGGGAAUGUUUACCAGCACAACGAGCCUUUGUGCUUUGCGCUAAAUUGAAGGCAGAGCCAACGCGAAAACAGGGUGUCAAAUUAUUGCCACGCCGGCCGCACGCGUUUACAUCACGCACACGUUUAGCCAGCCAGUUUCAGAGAUUCACAGCGAAAGGUGGCCUUGCGUCAUACGGGAACGUGCGCUAAGAGGACACAAGCAAACGGGGAUAAUCGAACGGUACACUUGACAAUACACAGCUAAUAAAGGCUAUAUAUAAGGUGACAUGUGGACAGUGAUAUGAAAGAAAGUAACAUUUUCUGGGAGUAUGUGAUAUCCAGUUCUUCCCUUUUUUGUUUAUUGUUGUUAAUCGACUUGCACUUAUCUCCGGUUCAGUGCUGUGUUACUGUAUCUGUAACCGUUUAGCUGAAUUGUCUCUUUAGGCUUUCGGUUCUUUAGGUUUAAUAAGGCUAUCAUUGGCUAAUUGUUGGCAAUGAGGUCCAAUAAACAGCUAAGCAGGUGUUACUCAUUUAUGAACAAGGGCCCGCUGCAGGGCAGAGGCCAUCAAAGCACCCUUCGCAGGAUCAAGGUGAAGAUGCAUCCGCUGCUCGUAUCUCAGUACCCAGUAAGGAGGCUUUAAAGCCUCGUCUUUCAGAGGAGAUUCCACAUCAGGACAAGCACAAUUUCCCUCCCGAACAGGCUGGCUUUAUCCUUAGGUCAAAUCAUUUACGCCACAGAUUUUUUUUUUUUUUUUUUUUUAAAUAUAUAUUUUUUUUGUUUGUGAAAUAUUUUGAUGAAAUUAAGCACAUUUAUUCUGGUGCUCCCAUUUUCUUUUAUUCAACCUUGACUAUUCUGUAAAGCAAAGUUCUUUUAUUUAUGUUUAAUUUAAAAAAAGAAAAGAAAAAAAAUUCUUUGUACUGAAUUCUUUGUUGUUAUGAACCAUGGGGACAUUUUUUUGUAUCCACUUUUACCAAUGCCUUAUUUUUAGUUAUUUUAUUAUCGUUUUCAUUGUUUUUAAUUCUUGUUGAAUUAUGUUGUGUGAAGCAUUCAGUAUUGAUCACGUAUGACUGUUAGGAAAAUGGCCUGACAAUAGCAUUAAAGACAUAUCCUCUGAAGGCG